This is a messenger RNA of Aureococcus anophagefferens, 207 nucleotides long. RefSeq lists its product as hypothetical. Gene Ontology annotation, biological process: modification-dependent protein catabolic process; protein ubiquitination. The record is from RefSeq and is a predicted model, not a curated record. The transcript has a single exon. The annotation marks the transcript as partial. Lineage: Eukaryota; Pelagophyceae; Pelagomonadales; Pelagomonadaceae. Gene Ontology annotation, cellular component: nucleus; cytoplasm. Gene Ontology annotation, molecular function: protein tag activity; ubiquitin protein ligase binding.
CUGACGGAGAAGAUCAUUACGCUCGACAUCGAUUACUCGGACACGAUCGACAACGUCAAGCAGAAGAUCCAAGUCGCUGAGGGCAUCCCGCCGGACCAGCAGCGCAUGGUCUACGAGGGUAAGCAGCUCGAAGAUGGUCGGACGAUCGCGGACUACUGCAUCAAGAACGAGUCGACGAUUUGCCUCGUGCUCCGCCUCCGCGGCGGC